Molecule: messenger RNA, 1407 nt
Organism: Lingula anatina
Lineage: Eukaryota; Metazoa; Brachiopoda; Lingulata; Lingulida; Lingulidae
Product: proline-rich transmembrane protein 1-like
Cellular component (GO): membrane
Source: RefSeq, a predicted model, not a curated record
AAAAGAACCCGGAUAUGAUAUCAAGACAUCAAAACAAUUUGUGAUUGAGCAAUACAGUGCCAGACCAUAUAAGUUUGGUGAUUAACUGAAAAAGCAAAGUCUGUCGAAAGAAUCGGGGACCAAAAACAGAAUUAAAUCACAAGGCUAACAUGAGUGGAAAAGAAGCAAAAGCCCAAGAAGCUGGUCAACAACAAGGUUAUCCCCAGGGACAACCCCCACAGUAUGACCCUGCCUAUCCUCCCCAGGGGCAGUAUUAUAACCCCCAAGCAGGGGCAUACAAUCAGCCAAUCACUGGCCAGCCCCAGAUUGUAGUGUACCAGCAACAACCAGCACACAACAUCCCCGACCAAAUGGGUUAUGCCAUCUUUGUCACACUUUGCUGCUGCUGGCCAAUGGGAAUUAUGGCUAUUGUCAAGGCCCUGGCUAGUCGGGAUGCAAUCGCCCGCGGAGAUCUUGUGGAAGGAAAGAGCAAAGCUGAAGAUGCUAAACGCUGGUCCCACUGGGCUCUUGGUGUUGGCAUUGCUUUUUUUCUGAUAAUCGUGGUGUUCCUGAUUGUGUUUUACACGGCCAUUUUCCCUGGUUUGAUUCGUGGUGAUUAUGAUUAAAGUUAGUUCAUUGUAAUGAGCUACGGUAACCUGGACUCAUUCUUCCAUUCACAGAUUUAAUCAAAAAUUAGUUUUUACAGUUAUGACAUUGGACAUGAUCAAAAUAUUUUCAGGGGGCAGGUUGAUGAAUAUUUUGAGUAGAUACUGAAUUCCAUUGUAUUGUAAAUAAAACUGGAUAGUGAUAUCAGGUGAAAAGGAACAAAUAUAUUUAUUAAAUAGGAAAACAGUCAAGAAAAGAGAAAAAUAUUAGUAUUGUCAGUAUUACAUGCACAGAUGACCUUAAGAAGUAUAUUAAUAAUGGUUUUGGUGUAUAUCUUAAUGUAAAAAAAAAAUGACCAGAUAAAUUUUUGAAUAGAUAAAUGGACAGCUGGGAUAGUGCUAACACUCACCAAUUUAGUCAAAUGCUAAAACCAACUUAAAGUGGCCAAACAAGAUAGGGUUGAUGUGACUUGUUUUGGUCAAAUUUAAACCAUUUGGAGAAAAAAAGUUACUGUAGUGAUUUGGCUUAGUGUAAAAAAUUGCUAGUGCUGCCGAAGCACAGAAUGGUUUAUCCAAAAUUUUACUUUCUCCUGUAUAACUUUGUGUUGUAUUUGACCUUGGGGCCUUUAAUGCAGGCAUUGGGCUAUUAAAGCAACAGUAUGACUGGAAAAAAUACCAAUAGCUUCUUCUUCAUAUAUGUUGGGUCUAGUUAUAUGCAGGAAGCCAGUAAUUCCAUUGCAUUAUCCUAUGCAGAUAUUUUAUUAGACUGACAGGAAUGAGAAUAAUUACAGCUGUUGGCUGUAUCAUAAAUAAUAAUAAUAAU